AUGCUUUCCAGUUCUUUUCGUAGAAGUCUCUCGACGCUAGGCAGUUUUUCUCCGCUGCCCUCGCGGGGUCGUUUGUCUCCGCUUCCGGGCAGUUUAUCUGCGGAUCUGAGGCGUACGCUUCAUCUAUCGCCCGUGUAUCGUACCGAGAUUUUGAAACCAGGGGUAGGGUUUAAUGAUCUUGUCAACGCAAGGGGUAUUGGUUAUGCUGGGGCCAUGUCCAAGUUCGUCGCCAAAGCUGCACGGGCGCAUGAGGAGGAGGCAGCGGCGAUGGACGUGCACGAAUGCGUGUGCAUAGAUGCCAUGAUCGCCAAAUGGCAUGCUGAAGAUCCGGACGAGACGCUGUUCCUGGUGCUGGCACUCUGCUACAUCGCCCGCCUCUCCGAUGCCGAGAGGAGCGCGUGCGCUGCAACGCUGGGCUGGGACGGCGCGCGAGCGCAGAUGGACUGCAUGGUUGAUUUCGCUCGCCGGGUGCUGCUCUCGCGGACUCCAACCCUUGACUCGUUAGAAGCAUCGAGGCAAGACGAGGAGGUGACGGAGCACCUGGAGCGUUUGUGGAGCGCGUUUUGCAGGGAGAGGAACAUGAAAGUGUGCUCCAAGGAGGUGGCGCGCACCGAUAUCGAUAUGGAUUUCUUUCCUGCAGAGCCUUACCGCAAGCCUUGCAAUGGGGAAUUUAGAUGGCGCUGCAAAGGGGACGUGGAGGAGAAGUGGGACAUCAAAUUCUCCCCUCUGAGUACCACGUUUGCGGGGGAAGUGCCAAAGCUACUGGACUUGGUAUCCAAAGUUGUGAACAGCGACUUCUUCUUUUUUCACCCGGUGGACAACAUGGGGUGGAAUAUGCGAUCGGUUGUGCGUGACCAAGCUCGACGAGACCAAGUAAAAUUGGUUUACUCGCUGCUUGCAGGACAUCGAGUCCCGCCGCCUUGGCCGUUUGUCGAAAUGGACGGCGUCAUGUCUGCACCCCUGCGGGUCAAGGAACUGGUACUGCUGCUCGAAGGGAUCCACAACAACAAGCUCCUGCGAUCGCUCGCCCUCGAGAGGCCACCGCUGUCCGUGUUGCCGCACUACCAUGCCAUCUCGGUUUGCACGCAGCACGCUCGCAUCUGGCUUGGGCGCUACGACCUCCGAAUCUAUUACGACCACAAGUUGACGUAUGGCCGGCUUGGGACGCAGGAUUCUAGCACGCAAGAGGAGGAGGAGGUUCUAGCAAAUGGUUUCUACAAGGAGCGCACUCCGUCCUUUAUGGAGAAAGCUGUGAGGAUAUGCACUAUGGGAGAGAUGUGGGUGUCCUCCAGCGAAAAGGAAGAGGCAUGGCUGAUGAACAUGUGGCCAGAGGACUACGAUCUCGCAAAGCCACCGGACACAGCGAUGUGGCGUGCUUAUAGACAAUACGUUGGGCAUCCCGUGGUGGUUCCAAAAGAGCAGUCCAAGAUUGGAGCAGCCCGAGUCCUUUCGGAUAUCGACUAUGAAUACACCCGGUACCUUGGCUGGGAGACAAAGUCGAAACACAGCGAAGAUGGUCUUUUUCCACUACCCGUACCAACUCUCCAUGAAAUCUUAUAAAUUAAAAAGCUGUAUGAAGAGUAAAGAAUAUAUCUAGAAUA
Selaginella moellendorffii is the source of this 1601-nucleotide messenger RNA. RefSeq lists its product as uncharacterized. The transcript is spliced from 7 exons. The coding region runs from base 1 to 1560 and encodes 519 amino acids. Lineage: Eukaryota; Viridiplantae; Streptophyta; Lycopodiopsida; Selaginellales; Selaginellaceae. The record is from RefSeq and is a predicted model, not a curated record.